UCAAAAUUUUUUAUUAGAAAAUAACUAUAAAUUUUUGAACUGGACAAUUUUUUUGUGUAAUUUGCAGAGUAUGAAUUUUGAAUGAAUGUAAUCAUUGCGCCAUCUAGUAAAAAACAGUUUCAAUCGUAUUUAACGAUCAUUAGUGAUAUUAUCGAGAGUGGCGUUGUAAUCGCGGUGUUGAUUACGUUCGGGCGAGUGCGCUACUAGCGCCAAAGCAUCAUUUUAUCCUUGUUUCAACUUUGUUAUAUGCAUUCUGUCAAAAGUGUCACUCGUAUGUGUAAAUUUGACUUUUUCAAUAUUAUGUGUUAAGUUAAUACCGUCCGCAAAUAAAACGGACACAAUGACGGAAAUAAUUGAGUUACGUCCUGAUAAAAAUUUGAUGAACUCUUCCUUUGAAAAGUAUCAAUUUUGCACCGAUGUCACCCCUAUAAUUUCUGAAAUCAGCCUAAAGAAACAUGUAUAUAGGUUAGAGCCAAACCAAAAUCAGGAAUCUUGGUUAGAAGCGAGACUGUUCGCAUUUCACAAUCAUUUGUAUAAAAAUGCUCACGACAUGUCGUGUUGGUUUAUUGACGAGGAUUUGGCUGUUUGGCGCUUCGAUAAGAACAAUUCCUUUGACAAAAUGCACAUAUUACGUGCUGCGAAAGCUGAAUUAUCAAAGAUGACGUAUAACCCAUCUAUUGGGUUUACUUCUAAUGAAAUUUCAGCAAUUUCUGAUGGUGGUGAGAAGCUGGAUAUCUUAAUAGGAAAUAAGAGACAGAAUGUGAAAGUAUUUACAGCGGAUCCUGUAAAACCUGGGGUUAUUAUGAAUGUGCAACAUGUACAAAAAGGCUCAAGAAUUAUUGUAACCAUGUGUGCCAUUGCUAACGAUGAUCCAAAGAAAUAUACACAGCUCACAUUGCUGUCGUAUAACUUAGAAUUUGUAGAAAACGAAGUGAAAAAUAUUACUUACAUUGACAGACAGAUAUUGAAGGUACAGGGUACUAUAGAUUAUGCCUAUGUGGAAGAGAACGGCAAUUAUCUGCAUUCCAUUUGCCAAGAUAAUAUCAGUUUCGAUGAGGGAGAUGUACAAAAGUCUGAGAUAAAAGUAGAACAACCGAACAUUGAUUCGCAAAUAAAAAUACCAAAAUAUUACUGGUCGCAAGAUGAAGAUUCGCUCACUGUUUGGGUUAAAAUACCGAAGCGGUGCAGUGCUGAACAACAACCCAAAAUAAGCGUCAAGCCACUGGAAUUGUGCGUUGCGAUAGGCAAUGAAAUUUUGAUACAAGGGAAGUGCCAACACAGAUUAGAGGAGAAUAUGGCAACUUGGAGGCGCAAAGAGGACACGUUGCAGAUCGAUGUGAGCAAAUACGAAAGUGGAUUAAUGUGGAGCGAACUAAUUAAAGGUGACACGGGAGGUGAACGUCUGCCAAAUGAGACUCUCGCCGCAGAGAUUCACGAGAGGUUAGCACACCUGUGCACGGAUCAGCAAAGUGACAAUAGCAGGGAUCAACCUUGUGUGGGCUUCAAUGCCGAACAGUUGGAGGAGUGCGAUCUGGAGGGUAGAGAUAACUUUCUACAGAGGAUCGAUCUUUCCACACGGACGACCACACACUUAGCCAGAUUGGGAAGUAAUAAUCACGUAUUGUUCACAUGCGAGAGGAAACACGGGCAAGUGAUAUGUCUGAGGCAUGAUCACGAUGCCUGUGUUUGGAUGACGGAUGACACGUGUGACGAUGGCACCCGAUGGGACAUGAGGCAUAUUCACAACUUUCCUGGGUUCGGCUAUGUCGAAGCUAGUAAAACUAACAAGAAAUUCUGCGUAGCUCCAAUUAACGGUUCGUACAUAGCUAUAGCGGAACAUGCGAGGCAUAUAUUCUUGUAUGAGAAACCCGAUAUCGAGGCGAAAACCUCCAAACAAAGGAUUAUAGAUCUUUCUUACGAAAGCUCACCGAUUAUGGGUAUCGUUGCUAUGAAGACGUACUUGAUCGUUCUUUUGACGGACAAAUUAUAUUGCUUACAGAUUCCUAAGUGAUACUUUUCCUGCGCACACUUGCAACUGGAAUAAAUAUUGUUGCAAGAAAGAGCACGACCGACGUGACUUUUAAAUUAUUUAUCAUAAAAAUUACGACAAAUUUGUACAUAUAGUUUUUCGUUCGAGUUCAGCUCCAUUUAUAUAAAUAAAUAUUGAGGGUUUUUGGCUUAAAAAUACAUUUGA
Molecule: messenger RNA, 2194 nt
Organism: Dinoponera quadriceps
Lineage: Eukaryota; Metazoa; Arthropoda; Insecta; Hymenoptera; Formicidae
Product: nudC domain-containing protein 1
Exons: 4
Coding region: 341-2011 (556 amino acids)
Source: RefSeq, a predicted model, not a curated record